This is a messenger RNA of Linum trigynum, 2974 nucleotides long. NCBI's taxonomy places the organism in Eukaryota, Viridiplantae, Streptophyta, Magnoliopsida, Malpighiales, Linaceae. The record is from the annotation of a GenBank genome assembly.
CUCAAACCACUUAGAUAGGCUUUGAGUUUGCACAGGAAUAGGUACGGACACCAUGUGCUUAACAGAAACAGAUGGGGGUCAUCGGGAUUUAAACAGAAGAUCUCUCGAAGGUUCUGAUACCAUAUCAAGAAUCAGUUGCUCUCAAUAAUUCGAGUUGUUGGAAGAAGUUCAAUCAUGAAUCAUAUACCAUUUACCAACAAGUUUACGCAUUUUCCUCCUGAGAAACCACCUUUAUUACAUUCUCCUUCUCCUCCGGUUGAAAUAUUUUUUUUACAAAUUAGAUAUAAUUUGGUGAAAAGUUUGUUGUGGGUAUCGAGUAAAUACACUAAUUGAUUUUGAAUGACUCAUAAGUACAAUUGUCAUUUACACGUAAGUAAUUACAAUUUUUUUGAAUAUGUUAAUAAUCAAUUUGUAAUCAUACUUAAAAUAUUUUUAAUGUCAACCAUUCUAAAUUAUACACUCUCUAAUUUUAAUUAUCAAUUAACUAUUUGAGCAACCAUAUCAUGUAAUUGCAAAACCAAUUGCAUAUAUUGUUUUUAUUGUCACCUCACAACUUAUGCAACCCAAUCAGCUCUUGCGUUCUGUUAUCAAAAUAGAAGAUUGAUAAAGGGUUGUCCUGCAUUUUUGCCAUUAUUAUCAUAUAUAUAUAUAUAUAUAUAUAAAUAUAGGUGGCUACUUCGGUGCACUUACUUUUUUGGGUGCAUUCAGUGCACCCACCUCUAAAAGUGGUCAUAAUACAUCAAAUUUUGAAAUUUAAUGGGUAGCAUUAGUCUCAUAUGAUGAUAUAACACAGAAUCACAACUAAUCAACCCAUUACCCUAACCUAUUAACAUUCAAUUUUGAAUAUAAACCCAAAAUCCCAAAUUGUAAACCCUGAUCCAAACCCAAAAUUCCUAAACCCUAAAUCAUUCAAAUUAAAGUGAAUCUUGAAUGAUUUUUGUACAAAUUCAUGUGGUUCUUGUUCAUCAUACUACAAGGGAUGAUUGACAUCGUUUUCACAUGAAUCGUCUGCUCAGAAUGACGAUUAUGAGGCGGGUGCAUUGAAUGCACCAAAAAAAGUGAGUGCACCGAAGACAUAACCAUAUAAAUAUAUAUAAAUAUAUAAUUUGAGAUAAUGGGAGAAAGGAAGUCUUUUGAUUUGUGGUAUCCCUUCACGAUACAUAAGGACUACCCCAGGCUCAAACAACGUAACUUCUCUAGAGAAAAAGAAGGACUAUCAUUUCUUUCCACUUUUCUUGAAUUUACCUCAAUUCACCAUAAGAAAAAACAAGAGAGAAAAAAGAAAAGAAAAGAAAAUUUAUCGCUAACUAGCGAUUUCGACUAAUGGAAAAGAGGAGGAUUUCGAUACGUCGAAACCCUUCCUUCUUUUCACCUUAUCAGUAGAAAUAUCUCCUUCAAAUUUGUUUUCUCCAACAUUUCUUUAUCUUAAAACAAUGAGAAAACUCUGUCCAAAUUACGACAACGCCGCUGGUUUGGAGACGGUGCUGGAGGUCCCGGUGCCGGAAGAAAUGUUCACGAGCAUGGGGACCAACUCGGCGUCGCGGUGGCGGAACAUGCGAGCGCUGAUGAAAGCCGAGACGACGGCGGACAAAUUGUGUCAUCUGCUGGCGAAAUCCAACAGCGAGUUCUUGGCUCUGCUCAAGAUCGUCGGAGCUCCUCUCAUCCCUUUCCACGUCCAGCCGUAUUUCAAUCGCUCCUUCGACAAACACUACUCCACCGAGGCGUCGACGGCACGGUACAUAGUGAAGCAGUACGCGGCGGCGACGGGAGGGACAGCGGCGUUGACGGCGGUGCAAAGCAUGUACGCGGUGGGGCAGGUGAAGAUGGUUGGGUCGGAGAUGCUUCAGGGGACGGAGAUCCACGUGGCCGCCACGUCGGAGGUGGGCGGGUUCGUGGUGUGGCAGAAGAAUCCGGAUUUGUGGUACUUCGAACUGGUCGUCGCCGGCCACAAAGUUAGCGCCGGCAGCGACGGGAAGAUCGCAUGGAACCAGUCUUAUUCCCAGCCCGGGCAUGCCAAUCGGGGGCCCACCCGUCCCUUGCGCCGCUUCUUCCAGGGACUGGACCCCCGGUGCGUGGCCAAACUGUUCAUCGAGGCGACCUUCGUCGGCGAGGAGGAGAUCGAGCACGAGGACUGCUUCGUCCUCAAGCUCGACACCGACUACUCCGUCCUCAAGUUCCAGAGCUCGCCCAGCACCGAGAUCCUCCACCACACCGUUUGGGGCCACUUCAGCCACAAGACCGGGCUGCUCGUCAAGUUCAGCGACACCAAGCUGGUGAAGAUGAUCAAGUCGGUGCGGGCCAACAACUGCGUCUUCUGGGAGACCAACAUCACCACCUUCAUCAGGGACUACCGCUGCGUCGAAGGGAUCAACGUGGCGCACCGAGGGGAGACGGUGACCACGCUCUUCAGGUACGGCGACGCCGUGCAGAACCAGCGGAGGAGGGUGGAGGAGGCGUGGGAGAUCGACGAGGUGGAUUUCAAUAUUCAGGGGCUGUCGCCGGAUUAUUUCUUGCCGCCGGCGGAUCUGAAGAGGGAAGUAGUAGAACUGCAACAUUGAUGUGUGGGAUUUUUGUGUACAUGUGUGUGUUUGGAUAUUGUAGUUCAUCAUUGUUCAUGUGUAGGGUUGUAUAUAUAGAUCGCAUGAUUGAUUUUUUAGAAUUUUCAAAACAGGAAUUAUUUUUGGAUACACAGGAUUUUGGGAAUAGCUUACCUUCCCUUCUCAGCAAUCCAUGUACAUAUUGAAAUUAUGACUAUGAUAAAAGUUGUAUUCCUUAAAAAUUUAUGCGAAAUAAAAAAAAUUUCAUGCCGUUUGGAUUUUGGAGCACAAAGUUAUGGUUGUCCAAAGUUUGACGAAAUUGGAAAAAAAGCUCGUUCGGGGUAGCAAACGACAUUUUUUGGGACGAAGGCAGGACCUAACCACCUUCGGCUUGCAAGAUCUCAAAAGGUUAUGCAGAAUAAAAAAAAAAUUCGCGA